Messenger RNA from Bolinopsis microptera, 5147 nucleotides. RefSeq lists its product as uncharacterized. The transcript has 18 exons. Lineage: Eukaryota; Metazoa; Ctenophora; Tentaculata; Lobata; Bolinopsidae. Bases 1 to 2718 code for a protein of 905 amino acids. The record is from RefSeq and is a predicted model, not a curated record.
AUGGAUAAAAAGAAGUUAAAACAAUUGCAGUCAAUCAUUAUAAAAGACCUCGAAUCACUAGAAGAUGAGGCUGAAAAACUUAAGAAUCCAGAGGGCGAUGAUAUUGACAGAGUUUUCCAAAUGUUGAGACUCAAAUUGGAGGAAAGGUAUAAGGCCCUGAAAGAGCAACAGAUUGAUGGAGCUUCACACUCCUCAGUUAUAAAUGACCUCAACAGAUUAAAAAAGGAGGCAAUGUCAAGCAGUGCAUCUCAAGGGGUCUUGAAAGGGGUGCACAAAGCAGUGAACGAACUGAAGACAACAGUACUGUUUGCCUCGCCACCUCCUAAAAUAAAUACAGACUCCAUAAUCAGUGCUAUAGACCACAUCGGUGUCGAAAGUGAUUCCGAGGAUACAGAUGAAAAUAUCCAGCUCCCAGACUCUCCCCAAGAUGGUGACCUGUAUAGCUCAUCUCCGGAGGAUACAGUAGAACCUGUAGUUCCUUUCAAAUCAUACUCCAACAACAGACAGAAUUCACAAUCUUCUGCUAAGAAAACCUCUGACUCAGAGAGGUCAGUACAGCGAAGUGGUGACUAUGGAAGAGCACCUACACGGAACUUAUCCGAAGAAAGGCAAGAGGAGUGUGAUACCAGAUCCUUCUCUUCACAUCACAGCUCAUUGCAAAGUUCAAAAAGACCCGAUCCCACUCACAAACAGGUAGACUUGAUAUCUCCUAAAGAUCUUCUCGGCCCGGGUGCAUUCAUUCAGCCGAAGACCAUUGAACUUACUGAUACCAGUCUGACUCCCGACAGAAAGCCUCAGUCCCAAUCAAGAAUAUCAAUGGAGGUAUCUAGAACGCCAGUAAGGGAGCCCCUAGUACCUGAAUACCAACCUCCAGAAAGAGUAGCAGCUGUUCCACCCCCUGGCAAAGGUCCUGUCAUUCAGGACUUAUGUUGGAACAAGAAAAUACAGAGAUAUUUUACUGAAAGCAGUGAAUAUUCGAAUCCUGCUAAAGAAAGCUGGGGAUCUGUUGAAGAGCUCUACAGCCCGAGCCAGUUUUUCGUAAAGCCGAAGCAAGCGGAUGGAAAGCGAGACAAUGUUCAGAUCGCUGUAGCUAACUAUAUUCAUUCGAGUAAUCUGCGGAUUAACAAGUCACAUUCUAUUGGGAAGAUGGUACUUUGUCAGUUUGUAGAUGGCUUGUGGUACAGAGCAUGUGUGGAGAGGACUCUUGCAGAGCACAAGUAUACGGUCCUGUUCGUUGAUUACGGAAACCGCUGCGAAGAUGUAAACUACGAUAAGCUGCGAGAUAUGCCCGACGAGAUCCUAUUAAUGGAGCCCAUGUGUGUACAACAAUGCUACUUGUCGGGGAUUAUGCCGCCCGAUCGAGGACAAGAAUGGGAAUCAUCGACUGUAGAAGCUCUGUGGGACCUGGUAUCGAAUAAGAUGCUUAUAAUAAGAGUGCUGGAAACAACCAACCAAGUUUAUGGAGUUGUUCUAGAGUUGCAGGAAGGGAAUCUCCUAAUUAAUAUCAACAAUAAGCUUGUUGAGAUGCAACUAGCCAUAAAGUAUCAAGUUGAGUCAACAGAGCCAAUGAAGGAGUUGUGCACCUCGCCAACACGUUUCGCUCCUCGCUCCUUUCCGGACACCAAUCCAACUUCAACAGCUUUCCAGAGUACCAGAUCAGCCUCUCCAUCCACCAAUCCACCACCACGCAGAGGUCGGAACCGUUCACCACCUCCCUCUACUCAGCGUCCCCACCAGGGUUUAACCCGAACCCCACUCUAUCCAGCUCAACCACUCCAUCCAACGCACAUUCCAGCCAGUACAAGUCAUGUUGCACGCACACCAAAUAACCGACAUCCUGUACCCUCAGAUGAUUCUGAGGACGAUUCCUUUUCACCACCCUCAGUAGGACGACCUCCUUCUAUCGGGAGUGGUCCUCAACCAGUCUCUAGAACCAUCAACUCUCCUGCACCUCCCUUCUCAUUCGGGGACACUAGUGCUAAGGGAAGAGGCAAUGUGUUUGGGAACGCUCCUCUGGGUGGAGACAACUUCAGCGCACCGGACACUGGAUACGAGAUACCACUGGAUCAAGGAGAGUCAUCUGAUCCUAACAAAUGGAAGCGGGACGGGUUUGAAGAUUUGGACCGGAAUCUACCCCCUCCAAACUUCGAAAUAUCCUACAGAGACUUGGAGAAUACCGCUGAUGGGAUGUCUCUAAGUGACCGUGCCUCCAGUAUAAGCCCAUCCACGUUCGGCUCUGAACAAAGGAAGGUCCUAAAAGCUAAAUCUGCUGUUAAACGAAACAGCUCGGAACUUAUUCGAGGAAGCAAGCCAGAUAACACAGAUCCGUCCGAUGGUCUGUCUCCGAGUGAUGCCAAAACUCCCUCCUCAGGAAUAGAGGUUCUCAGUGAUGAUGCGGAGAAUAGAGAUCACACUGUAGAUCCUGGUGCUAACUCUCCCAAGUAUGAAGAUAUGGACCGAUUGGAGGGAGACGAGGGAGAAGAGGGAGAAGAGGGAGAUGAUAGUAACAUUCCUGAACCUAACGAUGAGCAGCCUCCCCAGUCCGAGUCCCUGACUGCUAAAUUGCAAGAGAUCAUAUACGAUCCUAAAAGCUACCUGUUAGGCGAUUUAACUGAGGAAAGCGUCUAUAAUAAUUACAAGAAAGGGAGGUUACGAGACUGCAAACUGAGACACUUUCAGAGAACACCACACUCUUGCCAGUCAUGGUUACCCACGUGAAGUCUCCGGAGCUAUUCUGUGUCUCUUUUCUAGAUAUGAGACACAUUGCCGUCCUCAAUGCAAUGACAUCGAGUCUGAACCUACUCUACUCCAACAAACCCACAUACCAGUCCGGGGACAAGAUCACCCGCAACGUAGGAGGCAACAUAUGGAAAGGAACUGUCGUGGAAGUGAACGUGAACUUACUGCACGUCCAGUGGGAGGAUUCAGUUACCAAGAACUGGGUACAAGAUGACCUGGUAGAGAAGGAAGUGUCAGGACUCUCCGAGAUGAUAUCCAGCAAGCUCGCUGUCUCCUCCUGUAAAGUUGAAUUUGAUGUAGGAGACUUCUGUGUGGCUAAAUACAGUUGUCCAGAGGGAAGUAUCAGCUGGUAUCGGGCACUUGUGUUAGAGGUUUUCAAGAAGAGCUCCACUCGUAGGGUCUACAAAUACAUGGUAUUGUUUGUUGAUUACGGCAACGUAGAGGAAGUCGUUGUGCUAAAUGUCAGACCGCUUCCCGCCAAGUUCUCUAGACUCCCGGCUCAGUCCAUCCCGUGCUAUUUACCAGAGAUACAGGCUAUGCCACCGGACGAUAAGACAACAGUCGGUGAUGAGGAGGAGGAGGAGUUUGAGACUGAUAGUGAUGAUGAAGAUGACAAUUCCCCGAUAACACGGUGUCAGUAUUCUAGAUCAGCCCGGACUGCCUUCUCAGACCUUAUUUUAAAUGAGCGUGUUUACCUUAACGUUCGAGGUGACGUGGUCCCUCUUUACUACGGUUACAGAAAAGAUGUUCAAGUUGCUGACGACGAAGCAUUAUUUCAGUUCCUUAAUAGUUCACUCCCAGUUUCUAUAGUUGACAGGGUGGAUACAAAUUUGCUAGUGAAUAUAGCCGAUGAGUUUGUGCGAGAAGGUCACGCAGAGCGGAUAUUGAAUCUGGACUUUGGUGUGGACCAUGCUGAUCUUGAUCCUACAUUAAGUGCUGCUAUCGAGGACCGGAUGAAGAACGUGGAAGCGAAGUUAGCAGCUAUGAAGAUGGGUCGGAGUAGUCCUAUCACUCUGGCCGCUCCGAAUAGUGAGCUGUCCAGUGAAGUGGACUCAGAAACAAUGUCCUCAUUCGAUCCUAUGUCCUCAUUCGAUCCUAUGUCUGAAGAUUUCCACAGCGAAACUAAUCUGGCAGACCAUGAUAAGGAUGAUGUGGGACAAGCCGUGUACGGUCAGAAACUUGAGAGACGGGCAUUAUGUAGGUUCUUCAGCCGGGGGAGGCAGUGUUAUAAGGGCAGUCAGUGUCGGUUUCUGCAUCAGAGGAAGUCCGAAUUUAAUUCCCUCCAGAGCGAACAAGCUAUGGUGAUCCAAGAGAACAAGCCCCCAACCCCAACCAACGACAUGCCGGUCAUAGUCCAAGUCACUUCAGUUCUGACUCCCUUCCACUUCUGGGCUCAGAUUCUACCUCACGAUAUCAACCCAGGUGCUAUAGAACAGGAGAAUAGUGUAGGUGAUCCUCUGGCAGAGCUGACUAAGAAGAUGAAUAGUAUGUACCGGUAUAAGGGGUACCGGGAGACAAAGUACUACGCAGCUAUAGGGGAGAUUGUGGCGGUGAAGAGUAUUGAUGGUAACGAUAAUUACCGGCGGUCACGUGUAACCGAGACUGACGAGGUUGGUGAGGGCAUGUGCAAAGUUUUCCACCUGGACUUUGGAACAUUCGAGAUCGUCCACGAGAAAUCUUUGCGUGUAAUGGAUUCAGCGUUUAUCAAAGAACUUCCAUUUCAAGCGCAAGAGAUGUUCCUUGCGGAUGUGAAGCCUACCUACCCUAUCGACACAGAACCAGUAUUUGUAGGAACCGAGGAGAUAAAUCGUGAGAACGAGAGUGCAGCUGCUCGUGAUUUCUUCCUCGAUAAAGUGUCAGGUAAGUGGAUGAUAGCUAAAGUUAUAGAGCGGAGACCGGGAGGCCCUCUCUGUGUCCACUUGUGGGACUGCAGCACUGAUAACUACAUCAGUAUCAACAAGGAGUUGGUGAAACAGGGCUAUGCUGACUCUGUUUACCCUCUACCUGAUGAACUGACCACUGACUGUGGGACUCUGGCCAGUACCAGUUAUCAGGACAACAGCGAUUGAGAUUUGAGAGUUUCGAAAACUUAGUUAUUAAAUUUGUUGCGUUGGGUGAUAGCGUUUUUCAGAAGAUAUUAUAAGGUUGGACUGUGACCAAUUUCAAACGUUGAAUGUUUUUUUUUAAGAAUAAUAUUUCGACAUUCUAUUAAACGUUCAAUCAUCAUCCAUGAUAUUUGCCAUGUGCUUCUUGUUUGGAGUUUUCUUUUUUAAUUAGUUUAUCAAAGGUGGUGAGCUUUUAAAAUAUGUUGUUAAAUCGAAAAAAAUAUUUUUAUUUGAUGUGAAGUUUAUGAUAAAUGAUUUUUAUAAUUUGUUGACUAUGAAAUUAUAUCCUCCGUAAAUUUUGGC